GAAAAGAGGCUGGUCUUUAGUUGGCGUGUUUGUCGUGCGCAAUCCAUUUGACAUGAUUGCAACAAUGAGCAACGUUGAAUCCACGACAGUUUUCAAUCAUCCAGUCACUGGUAAGCGAACUUGGCUGUCUCGCUACAAUUGUUCGGAUGUUGUGCCGAAAAUCAAAGAUUGUCACCACUUUAUUCGGCAUUCAAUGGCUAAUGGAACUAUGAAAAUUACCACCAUGGACGCAGUAGAUCAAUCCAUUCAAAAGGUUCGCGAACACGCGAGACUCAGUGUUAAAUUGAUGAAGAAGUUUGAUAUUCAAUAUGUCAAAGUUCAACUGGAAGACCUUAUUGAGUCACCACGGAAGUACGCCGAGCAAAUGUGUAAAGUCCUGGAACUAAAUUGCGACGAAAACUACAUUCAGGGCGUGGUGGAGGGUGUAAUGGAAACUCCAAAUCCGACAAGAAAUGCAGUGGACUGGACAGCUGUACAAAUAGAAAAAAUUAAUGCCAUUGUCAGAGAUUUCCCCGAAGUCUUUUCCAUUCCCAGAUUUGCGAAGUUGCAGCUUCAGAAGUGAUGAGUUUACCAUCAGAAGUGUUCAAAAGUAAUUUGAUACGGCUUUGGGUUAAAAAGUCCUUCAAAAAUGCAUCAACUGUUGUCAAUUUCUUUUCUGUACUGAAGUUUCUGUUUAACAA
Symsagittifera roscoffensis is the source of this 680-nucleotide messenger RNA. RefSeq lists its product as uncharacterized. NCBI's taxonomy places the organism in Eukaryota, Metazoa, Xenacoelomorpha, Acoela, Convolutidae. The transcript has 3 exons. Bases 53 to 562 code for a protein of 169 amino acids. The record is from RefSeq and is a predicted model, not a curated record.